AUGGCUUCUUACCAAGGAAAUCUCAGCCUCCCUCACUGGAAGCUUCGACUCGCCAGCACUCUCAGACCUUUACCGCUCGAGAAGCGCAUCUCUGCCAUCGUGAUCUGGGUGAGUCCACGUCUGGGGAUACAUAGGGAACAGUGUGCGAGUUGCGGUCUACAUGUCUUCCUCCCUGAGAAGCUUGUUGCAGCCCACAGUGCCUAUCACCACAGCUGCUUCCAAUGUAUGCGAUGUUGGUAUCAGCUCACCCCUGAUAACUACUAUAAGACCAAGAGUGCCCAAUAUUGCUGUGAUGCCUGUUCUGAAUUCGGUGCAUGUUCAGAAUUGGAGAUUGAUGUAAGUGAAGCUGACCUCAAGCAGGACAUAGAUAAAAAGGAGAACAAAAUGGAAAUCAUGACUACAAUUUCAGAUCCAUUGCUGGAAGCUCCACUUAGUGACGAAGAAAAGAGUGAGCAGCAAGGUGUUAAACGUUCGAUAGUCAAAGAAUUGUUGUACCAGCAGUGGAGCCAGCUUGAAUUUAUGAGUCAUCAUUUAAUUGGUGAAAGAGUUAUUAACCACACUGUAAACAGUACCAAUGAUGGCAUUAACACGCCUGGCAGACUUUUAGAAGAGAUCAUAAAAUCAGACGAGUUCGAAAGCAACAAACAGAAAACUGACAGAAAGGAUCUACUGCUGUCGAAUAAUAAAGAUGACAAAUUUUUUAAAAUAAUCCAGCGUAUUGACAAGAGAAUUGAAGAGCUCACGGUUGAUGAUGAUAACAAAGUUGAGCAAAAAGAAAUAAAUCCUGUUUUUUUCGAAAAACUAGAGCAAAACAAACAACAACAAAAAAUAGAAAUGAAACAGGAGGUCCCACAAACAAUAAUAGCAUUCCUCGAUACAAGGCCGAGAUACAACUUGCUUGAAAAUAGCAGGUUUAAUUUUGAAAACGAAUUAAAACGAGCAAACAAUAAGGGCAAAAGUGACGAGGAAGGAGAAGAGAUAAUAAGAAGAGAAAAAAGGACCAGCUCCCACAGCAGCAAUCCAGAACUUGGAUCAAAGCCCAAAGUAGAUGGAGACUGGUACGUGAAACCUACAAUUGUACUCAGAAGGUGGAGUAGCUUGAGACUCACUGGCGAGUAUACCAAAGAGCAGCUCAAAGCCAAGCUGCGACACUUUCAUUAUCUGGUUAAGAGUAAGUUAUGGCUUUUUGAUCAAGUGCCUGAAAAGAUAUCUGAAAAUUAUCUCAGCUUGCCUAAACAACAACUGCAGCAAUCAAAGAACGAUUACCCAAAGGAUCUUAAUCCGUUUUCCAGUGACAGUGAAGAUGAACUGUUACAAUCUCCGUCAGAGCAAAACAUUAAAAAACCACUUUCAUCCAACCCAUUUGGCUGCAGUGAUGGAAGUGAAUCACCGAAAUCACUAAUGUCAGAAACGAUGACGACAACGACGAGAACGACUAUGACAUCAAAACGAGUUGCAAGCAGUAAGAGACCAGAGCAGUCAAAAAAACGUCCAAUAUUAAAGGCAACCAAGUACAGCUUAAAUCUCUUCGGGAGUGAUGUCGACUUUCUGGAUAGUGACCAAGAAAAUGAGCCCAAGCUGAGGAACAUCGCAUCUGCAUCGUCAUCGCUGGCUUUACCACCAAUCUUUCGACCAAGAACGCUGAGGUAUUCAUACGCAGAGAGUUUGCAACCCAAGUCAAACCUUACGAACAAUAUUAUUUACUCAUCUAAUACAUCAAUAGUGAGCGCUGGUUCAACAAUAACGCAAGGUGGCACAUACCGCAAGAAGAAGCCAGCUCCACCACUACCGAUACGAAGCAGCACGCCAAGCCCAAGCCUUAAUACUAGCAACGAUAGCCCUAAGCGAAGCCUGUUACCUCAUUUGACGCAGAGGACAAGGAAAGCAAAAGCAGCACCCCUGCCCCCACUCUCAUCCGUAGUAACUUCAACACCCUGUAAGAACAGAUGGACAGAAAGUCCUCAGACCAAGCCGACUUUAAAAUUUACAAUCAAACCAUGUAAACAACAGCAGCAGCAUAUCUGGGACGAAAAAAAACUGGAUAAGAAUAAGGUAAGCCCCAAUAUGCAGAGCAAUUCCAGCGUAGACGGCUCUGAAAACCUGGAUAAAAGCUUCAAUUCCAAAUGGACGCACAAAAAAGGCCCAGCUCCACCCCAGCCUAUCCAUCUGCACCGGAAAAUCAGAGUUAUGUUGACGAAAGACAUAAAGUUAGAACUUGAUCAAAUCGAAAUACAACAACAGGGUCUGGAAAAACUGGGUAUUCACUUAGAGCAGAUUAUAAGAGAGAAGUGUGAGUUAGGAGACACUAAUGAAGAUACAAGCCUUGGGCUGGACAUCGAGGAGCUUGUUUUAGAGUUGUUUUCUCUAGUAAACGAGAAGAAUGAGAUUUUUUGAAGGCAAGCAGAGCUGAUUUUUCUGAGACAACAGCAAAGACUCGAAGAGGAGCACGCUGACGUCGAGUACCAGGGUAGGUAGGUCAUAAGCCAACCAGAAGCAAGUAAAACUGACUUUCACAAGCAGGGUAAGGAGAUACUUAUCCAAAAACUCCUAGAACUAGUGGAAAAGCGAAAUGAAAUUAUCGAGUACCUAGAAAUAAAUAAUCUAAGAGAAGUUGAGGAGGAUCGCAGCAUUUAA
Molecule: messenger RNA, 2634 nt
Organism: Copidosoma floridanum
Lineage: Eukaryota; Metazoa; Arthropoda; Insecta; Hymenoptera; Encyrtidae
Gene: MICAL-like
Product: MICAL-like protein
Molecular function (GO): protein binding
Source: RefSeq, a predicted model, not a curated record